AUGCGAAAUCGACGAUGCUCAAGCGUAUCAUUCGGCGACGACGAGGAGUCUUUCGAUGAAGCAUUGAGCAUCGCAACUAAGCUGGUCCCUGAAACAGAGUUGACCCAGCUCGAGACCGUCUACGUACUCCAGCCAGCGAAUGAAUGUGCCGAAGUUACCGAGGUGUGCGAGCUCACAUGUGGUCGACUCGUCGCAUCAGGACUAGCAGCUCAAACUGUGAGCUGGCCACCCAAUGUCAAAGACCCCGAGCCAAAAGCUGUGCUGUGUCUACUCAAAGUCGAAGAGUCCUUCUUGACGGACAUCUCGGCGACAGACUUUGACGUCUUACGCAAGACUGGUGUCAUGACCAAGGUCUGCACCUGCGAUGUGUCGGACAAGAUUGCAAUGAUCAAGGUUAUUGCAGAUUGUACUGCUGAGCUACCUCCUAUCAAGGGUGUCAUCCAGAGUGCGUCGGUGCUACAGGACUCGAUCUACGAGAACAUGACCCACGAUCGGUGGAGCACCAGCAUCUGA
Fonsecaea nubica is the source of this 513-nucleotide messenger RNA. RefSeq lists its product as hypothetical. The record is from RefSeq and is a predicted model, not a curated record. Lineage: Eukaryota; Fungi; Ascomycota; Eurotiomycetes; Chaetothyriales; Herpotrichiellaceae. The coding region runs from base 1 to 513 and encodes 170 amino acids. The transcript has 2 exons.